CACGAAAGUUUUUUGGGCUGUGGAGGGGCCAUUAGCCAGCAACAAGUUACAAUGGCGGACAGGCAGGAUGCUUUGGUGGCGGAAUGGGAAUGAUUCCACUAAAACACUCCACCAAGAAAAAUUGUCCAAAGUCACAGGAUGCAUUUGAGCUUGACUUUUUUUUGCGUCAUGACAAGCUUGAUCAUCUCUUGUGAGAUUUGGAAGUUGUGAGAUUUGGUUCUUUAGAGGGUGAAAUGUUUGAACUUGUGUGCCACCGCCGACUUUCAUUCAAACAAACCACAUGAAAUGGAUACGACUUAUUCCAUCACAAAACAAAAAGCUUGUCAAAAUACACCGGCUCGAGUUGUGUUUCACCACCGUGGCACCCGUGCUCGAUACGGCGAGGUUCCAUCUAUAAAUGCAAACGUUUCAAACGUUUCAAAGGCAGGCCUUUCGAGUGAAGCUAAAGCUCAAGCGGAAAGAUGGCGAUCAUGUCCUUUGUGCUUGUGUUGUUGCUGGCCCUGCAUGGGAGUGCUCUUGGCCAAACUUUGAGCUCCAGCUUCUACCGCUCCUCGUGCCCAAAUCUCACCACCAUCGUGAGAGCUGCAGUGCAGCAGGCCGUCCAGGCAGAGGCUCGAAUCGCAGCCUCGUUUGUUCGCCUCCAUUUCCACGACUGCUUUGUCAAUGGAUGCGAUGCUUCCAUUCUUCUCGACGGCGCAAACCUGGAGCAAAACGCGUUUCCAAACGCUGGCUCCGCCCGUGGCUUCGACAUCGUCGACUCCAUCAAGAGCUCCGUCGAGAGCUCCUGCCCGGGUGUUGUCUCCUGCGCUGACUUACUGGCGCUCAUUGCCCGGGACUCCGUAGUCGCGCUGAACGGGCCUUCGUGGACGGUGGUGUUUGGAAGGAGGGAUAGCUUAACAGCAAGCCAAUCUGCCGCAAAUGCCAACCUUCCUCCUCCAACUUUGAAUGCCUCAGCGCUCAUCGCGAGUUUCCAAAACCAGGGGCUUUCAACCACAGAUAUGGUGGCUCUCUCUGGGGCUCACACCAUUGGGCAGGCCCGGUGCACCACCUUUAAGGCUCGGCUCUACGGGCCCUUCCAAAGAGGUGACCAGAUGGAUCAAAGUUUUAACACCUCGUUGCAAAGCUCGUGCCCGAGCAGCAAUGGCGACACCAAUCUCUCGCCGCUCGACGUCCAGACGCCCACGAGCUUUGACAACCGCUACUUUAGGAACUUGCAGAACCGGAGAGGGUUGCUUUUCUCGGACCAGACGCUCUUUUCCGGGAACCAGGCCAGCACGAGGAAUCUCGUCAACUCAUACGCUUCGAGCCAGAGCACUUUCUUCCAGGACUUUGGCAAUGCAAUGGUAAGGAUGGGUAAUAUCAAUGUGUUGACUGGAUCCAAUGGAGAGAUUCGAAGAAACUGUGGAAGAACAAACUAGCUUGAGAAAAAGUAUACUUGAUAAACACCUUGGAACCAAGGGAUAAUUUUUAUAUAUUGAAAAAAUUUGCCACAGUA
Molecule: messenger RNA, 1495 nt
Organism: Selaginella moellendorffii
Lineage: Eukaryota; Viridiplantae; Streptophyta; Lycopodiopsida; Selaginellales; Selaginellaceae
Product: peroxidase P7
Exons: 3
Coding region: 462-1418 (318 amino acids)
Biological process (GO): hydrogen peroxide catabolic process; response to oxidative stress
Molecular function (GO): heme binding; peroxidase activity
Source: RefSeq, a predicted model, not a curated record